UGGGCAGUGGCAGCCAGAUGUGGAAUGGGCACAGUAGUUUGGGGGAGCUGUUAUGUACCCAAGAAAAGAAACACCCCACUGGAAGCCUCCACCUUGGAAUGAUGUGAACCCUCCAAAGGACACAAUGGUGAAGAACAUGACCCUGAACUUUGGGCCCCAACACCCAGCAGUGCAUGGUGUCCUGCGACUAGUGAUGGAAUUGAAUGGGGAGAUGGUGCGGAAGUGUGAUCCUCACAUUGGGCUCCUGCACCGAGGCACUGAGAAGCUCAUUGAAUACAAGACCUAUCUUCAGGCCCUUCCACACUUUGACCGGCUAGAUUUUGUGUCCAUGAUGUGUAAUGAAUAGGCCUAUUCUCUAGCUGUGGAGAAGUUGCUAAACAUCCGGCCUCCUCCCCGGGCACAGUGGAUCCGAGUGCUGUUUGGAGAAAUCACAUGGCUGUUGAACCACAUCAUGGCUGUGACCACACAUGCCCUGGAUCUUGGGGCCAUGAUCCCUUUCUUCUGGCUGUUUGAAGAAAGGGAGAAGAUGUUUGAGUUCUACGAGCGAUUGUCUGGAGCCCGAAUGCAUGCUGCUUAUAUCCGGCCAGGAAGAUUGCACCAGGACCUACCCCUUGGGCUUAUGGAUGACAUUUAUGAGUUUUCUAAGAACGUCUCUCUUUGGCUUGAUGAGUUGGAGGAGAUGCUGACCAACAAUAGGAUCUGGCGAAAUCGGACAAUUGACAUUGGGGCUGUAACAGCAGAAGCAGCACUUAACUAUGGCUUUAGUGGAGUGAUGCUUCGGGGCUCAGGCAUCCAGUGGGACCUGCGGAAGACCCAGCCCUAUAAUGUUUACAACCAGGUUGACUUUGAUGUUCCUGUUGGUUCUCGAGGGGACUGCUAUGAUAGGUGCCUAUGCCAGGUGGAGGAGAUGCGCCAGUCCCUGAGAAUUAUCGCACAGUGUCUAAACAAGAUGCCUCCUGGGGAGAUCAAGGUUGAUGAUGCCAAAGUGUCUCCACCUAAGCGAGCAGAGAUGAAGACUUCCAUGGAGUCACUGAUUCAUCACUUUAAGUUGUAUACUGAGGGCUACCAAGUUCCUCCAGGAGCCACAUAUACUGCCAUUGAGGCUCCCAAGGGAGAGUUGAGGGUAUACCCGGUAUCUGAUGGCAGCAGCCGCCCUUAUCGAUGCAAGAUCAAGGCUCCUGGUUUUGCCCAUCUGGCUGGUUUGGACAAGAUGUCUAAGGGACACAUGUUGGCAGAUGUCGUUGCCAUCAUAGGUACCCAAGAUAUUGUAUUUGGAGAAGUAGAUCAGUGAGCAGGGGAGCAGCGUUUGAUCCCCCCGCCUAUCAGCUUCUUCUGUGGAGCCUGUCCCUCACUGGAAAUUGGCCUGUGUGUGUGUGUGUACAUGUUCAUGUACACUUGGCUGUCAGGCUUUCUGUGCAUGUACUAAAAAAGGAGAAAUUACAAAAAUUAGCCGCCUUGCAGCCCUUAGGCCU
This is a messenger RNA of Rhinopithecus roxellana (golden snub-nosed monkey), 1472 nucleotides long. Its product is annotated as NADH dehydrogenase [ubiquinone] iron-sulfur protein 2, mitochondrial-like. The record is from RefSeq and is a predicted model, not a curated record. NCBI's taxonomy places the organism in Eukaryota, Metazoa, Chordata, Mammalia, Primates, Cercopithecidae. Gene Ontology annotation, molecular function: NAD binding; NADH dehydrogenase (ubiquinone) activity; quinone binding. Gene Ontology annotation, biological process: mitochondrial electron transport, NADH to ubiquinone. The transcript has a single exon.